CAUGGUGGUGGCCGCCGCCCCCUCCUCGGCCCCGGCGCCGCGGCCUCCCCGCCGCUCCUCGCCAGUCCGGUCCGGAGCGGCGGCUCCGGCGGGGAUGGUGUCGGGCCGGGGCGGCGGGGGAAGCCCUGCGGGCGGCGGGCGGGGUAGAGGGGCAGGCGCGGCCCGGCCUCGGCGCCCACCGCCCGGGAGCCGCGGAUCUCUUUGUCUGGGCGGCCUGGCUGCCCUGCCGGGCUCGCUGGAGCGGGAAAAGGGCGGCCGGGCCCGGGCGCGCUGCACCGCGGAGCCCUCGGGGCCGGCAGCCGCCGGGGCCGCGGCAGAGCGGACGGUCCGAACAGGGUUAACCCGGGAGCCCUCCCCGUCCCGCUUGGGGCUGCCACGGCGACUGCCUCGGCGUCGGGGACCGGAGCCCUGUGGGGACGAAGCCUGCCACUCUGGAUGCUGGGACCUGCUUUUGGGACUGGGCCGCCGGGAUCCGCGGGUGCAUGGCUUCGGGGAAAGUUGAGAGUUUGGCCAGGUCCCCUCCGCCUGGGCACUGUUCGUGUGUCCUGAAGCGUGCUUCGCUGAAGCUCUCUUACCGGGUGCCUAGCCUCAUGGGUGCAACGUGAAAACUGAAACCAAAGGAAUGAUGCAGGCCCGCUUUGUGUGUGUGUUUUCCCACUUGACGCUUGUUUGCAGUACACAUAACUUGCUUUAAACCUGAUUGGACUGUGGCGAGCAGACAUCUGUCCCGAGGAGGGGCAGAGACCUCAGUGCUUCUGAAGGGGGCUUGGUGAUGUGGAAGUAUUUUAAGUGCUCUCUGGACAAUGGUUUGCUGUCUGGAUUCAGAUGUCCCUGGUAGAUUUGGGAAAGAAGCUUUUAGAAGCGGCACGAGCAGGUCAAGAUGAUGAAGUUCGUAUUUUGAUGGCAAAUGGAGCUCCUUUUACUACAGACUGGCUGGGAACUUCUCCACUUCACCUGGCAGCACAGUACGGGCAUUAUUCCACCACAGAAGUACUACUUCGAGCUGGUGUAAGUAGGGAUGCCAGAACCAAAGUGGACCGAACACCCUUACAUAUGGCAGCUUCUGAGGGCCAUGCCAGCAUUGUAGAGGUUUUGCUUCAGCAUGGUGCUGAUGUCAAUGCAAAGGACAUGUUAAAGAUGACAGCUCUACAUUGGGCCACAGAACACAACCAUCAAGAUGUGGUGGAGCUUUUAAUCAAAUAUGGUGCUGAUGUACACACGCAGAGUAAAUUCUGUAAAACUGCAUUUGAUAUUUCAGUAGACAAUGGGAAUGAAGAUUUAGCAGAGAUAUUACAGAUUGCUAUGCAGAAUCAAAUCAACACAAACCCAGAGAGUCCCGACACUGUGACGAUACAUGCUGCAACACCACAGUUUAUCAUUGGACCUGGAGGGGUGGUGAACCUAACAGGUCUGGUAUCUUCAGAAAAUUCAUCCAAGGCAACAGAUGAAACAGGUGUGUCUGCUGUUCAGUUUGGAAACUCCUCUACAUCAGUAUUAGCUACAUUAGCUGCCUUAGCUGAAGCAUCUGCUCCCUUGUCCAACUCUUCAGAAACUCCAGUAGUGGCUACGGAGGAAGUAGUUACUGCAGAAUCAGUGGAUGGUGCAAUUCAGCAAGUAGUUAGUUCAGGGGGUCAGCAAGUCAUCACAAUAGUAACGGAUGGAAUCCAGCUUGGAAAUUUGCACUCCAUUCCAACCAGUGGAAUAGGCCAGCCCAUCAUUGUGACCAUGCCAGAUGGACAGCAAGUAUUAACAGUACCAGCAACGGACAUUGCUGAAGAAACUGUUAUAAGUGAAGAACCACCAGCUAAGAGACAAUGUAUCGAAAUAAUUGAAAACCGGGUGGAAUCUGCAGAAAUAGAAGGAUUGAGCCCGCAACCCAGGCAUGUGCUCUUGACCGGGAAUGGAACCGGCAACCUCCUGGUGCACCAGAUGAUGCCCAACCAACUGAACCACACUGGCCAGGGCAAGGAGAGAGAAGCUCUUCAGAAACAGCUGGAUGAAGCAAACCGAGAGGCCCAAAAAUAUCGACAGCAGCUUCUAAAGAAAGAACAGGAAGCAGAAGCCUACAGACAGAAAUUAGAAGCAAUGACUCGUCUUCAGACUAAUAAAGAAGCUGUUUAGUUGAAAUGAACAUGUAGUUUGAGUUACUUUUGGUCAAGAAAGAAUACAGUCUUGAACUGUACACAGUAAGGUGCAGUCACGGAAAGACAGGAGGCUAGAAGAGACUACAGAUUGAUAAUUGGACUAUAAAGCCAUGUGGUCUGAAUCCUUGUAACAUAAAACUUUUGAAGUUGUCAAAUGUAUUUAAAACUGAAUUCUGUAAAUAGUUUUUGUUUUUUUUUACAGUUCUAAAUGAGUUGAUAAAGAUUGUUGAAGAGAUCCAAAAACACAAUAAGCCACUGUUUUUGUGAAUUCUUUUUGAUUUUAGUACGAACGAACCUUAAUUUCUCAGAAACAGAACAGUUUUAAGGGUGAUCGUUGAUUAGACCAAAUGUGUCAUAAUUAUGUGGUGGACUGAUACUGGAAUUGCUCCUGUAGGUUAAAGCUUCUGUAUGAAGAGAUUUCUCCCAGGAAAUGUUUGUACAGCUUUAAGUUGUCUCAGAUUCUCUGAAAACAUUUUUUAGAAAACAAAUUUUUAUAUUUGUUCAACUUCAGCUAUACCCAAGUAGAUUUACAUGUAUAUGAAGCAAAUAUUUUUUAAACUUUGUGUUUGUACAUAUUCUGCAUGUUUUAUAAUUUCAAAAUGUAUCACUUGUAUAGGUAUUUUCCCCACAAAGAUGAUGAAAGUUAUUAGGGGAAAACCCUCCUUUUAUUCUGUAGGUCAUCUUAGCUAAGUAAACUAGCAGCUGGUUUUAUUGGAAUGAUAGUGUUCUUGGAAGGAGCAGCUUACAAGAUAACUUGAAUUUGCAAACUACAAAAUCUAUGCUUUUUUGAAAAUUUCAUAGUGGGGACGUGAAACUGUAUUCUGUGCCUUCCAUCAUGAUUUCCACAUGAAAGCACUUUAAGGCAGUAUGUUUUAAGAUAAUGUUUUUGGAAAACUCAAAGCAUAUGGGUUUCUGAAAUAUUUCAUGGACUCAUUCCCCUCCCUUCCCCAGGAAAUUAUUCUUAUGGAAAAAAAUGCUUUUGUAUGUAGAACAAGAACUUUUUGUACCACAGUGAUGCUAUAGAGAUGUCUACCAUAACUUUUACUUUUCCCUGUGAAAGCUGUAUGUCUGUGCUGCGACCGCUCUCAUCACAAUAUUGUCGAAUUCCACAAUGUAUGAACAUUACAUUCUGACAUACUGUUCAUUCUUUUUUUGUAAAAUGUAACUUCAUACAGUUUUUCUUGCUUUAUUUCUUGCAUUAAUGUUUUAUUGCUUUAUGAAAAUGUUUAACCCUAAGGCCCUUCUAGAUGAUCUAUACUGUAAAAAGAAGCAAUUACCCUUAAGAAGCAAUUACUCUGGCCUACUUUUCUAUUUUACAAUUAAAUAUCUUUUCCACAUA
This is a messenger RNA of Eptesicus fuscus (big brown bat), 3483 nucleotides long. It is a transcript of the gene GABPB1, whose product is annotated as GA binding protein transcription factor subunit beta 1. Gene Ontology annotation, cellular component: nucleus. Gene Ontology annotation, biological process: positive regulation of transcription by RNA polymerase II. NCBI's taxonomy places the organism in Eukaryota, Metazoa, Chordata, Mammalia, Chiroptera, Vespertilionidae. The record is from RefSeq and is a predicted model, not a curated record. The transcript is spliced from 10 exons. The coding region runs from base 826 to 2121 and encodes 431 amino acids. Gene Ontology annotation, molecular function: transcription cis-regulatory region binding; protein binding.